This is a messenger RNA of Linepithema humile (Argentine ant), 811 nucleotides long. It is a transcript of the gene ND-18, whose product is annotated as NADH:ubiquinone oxidoreductase subunit 18. The record is from RefSeq and is a predicted model, not a curated record. Lineage: Eukaryota; Metazoa; Arthropoda; Insecta; Hymenoptera; Formicidae. Gene Ontology annotation, biological process: electron transport chain.
UCCACAAGUCAGAUGACAGCACUAACUGUCGACGAUACAUGGCAGUUUCUUCUCCUUGCAUCGUUUGUUUUGUCAUCUGAUUUGUCAUUUAUUGCAUUUUUAAAGAAUGGCAUCUCGCAUAUUACUACGACAAUGUGCAGACGGGAUUAGCAAAAACAGUGCUGGACUGAGCAGGUUACUUUCAAGCAAAUCUACAGAGGUAGAAAAGAAACCAGAUAUACCACAGCGCAAAAAUUUUCAAGAAACUACACUGACACAAUCAGAAGCUCAGUAUAUACAAGCUUUGAAAAGUCCUAUUACUGUGACUGACGAAGAUGUAGGCUAUGUAUCUGGAGUGCCUGAGGAGCAUAUCAAGACUCGUAAAGUACGGAUUUACCAACCUGCUAAGAGUGCCAUGCAAUCGGGAACGAAUAAUAUUCACUUUUGGCAAUUGGACUUUGAUACACGUGAGCGCUGGGAGAAUCCAUUGAUGGGAUGGACUUCUAGUGGAGAUCCUAUGUCAAACAUCCAAGUUGAUUUUGCGACGAAGGAGGAAGCAAUUGCACACUGCAAGAAAAUGGGAUGGGACUAUUAUGUGCAGAAGCCAAAUAUCAGUCAACCGAAACCUCGCAGCUAUGGAAUGAAUUUCUCUUGGAAUAAACGCACCAGAGUUUCAACUAAAUAAUCUACAGAAACUUGAUUAUUUUGUGAGAUCUAGUUUUGUGCGAUAGUAACGAUGAGCAUAUUGCAAAUUAUAGUCAUCUACGGUAAGAAUUUUUGCAAUAAUUAAAUAAAUAUGUAUUAUAAUGCAAAUAAAUGUAUAUAUUUAACG